AUGCCCCCUGGGUGCUGCCAGACGCCCGUCCCCAGCCCUGUGCGGGCCUCCAGGGGCACUCUGGGCCACUUCUGCCCGGUGCUGCCGCCCCGGAGGUACGGCAUUGUCCUGGACGCUGGCUCUUCACACACGUCCAUGUUUAUCUACAAGUGGCCGGCAGACAAGGAGAAUGACACAGGCAUCGUGGGCCAGCACAGCUCCUGUGAUGUUCCAGGCGGGGGCAUCUCCAGCUACGCAGACAACCCUUCUGGGGCCGGCCAGAGUCUUGUUGGAUGCCUUGAACAGGCGCUUCGGGAUGUGCCCAAAGAGAGACACGCGGGCACGCCCCUCUACCUGGGAGCCACAGCGGGUAUGCGCCUGCUCAACCUGACCAAUCCAGAGGCCUCAACCAGUGUGCUCACAGCAGUGACGCACACACUGACCCAGUACCCCUUUGACUUCCGGGGUGCACGCAUCCUCUCGGGCCAGGAAGAGGGGGUGUUUGGCUGGGUGACUGCCAAUUACCUGCUCGAGAACUUCAUCAAGUACGGCUGGGUGGGCCGGUGGUUCCGGCCACGGAAGGGGACGCUGGGGGCCAUGGACCUGGGGGGUGCCUCCACCCAGAUCACCUUUGAGACGACCAGUCCGGCUGAGGACAGAGCCAGUGAGGUCCAGCUGCGUCUCUACGGCCAGCACUACCGAGUCUACACCCACAGCUUCCUCUGCUACGGCCGUGACCAGGUCCUCCAGCGGCUGCUGGCCAGCGCUCUCCAGACCCACAGCUUCCACCCCUGCUGGCCAAGGGGCUUUUCCACCCACGUGCUGCUCGGGGAUGUGUACCAGUCACCAUGCACCGUGGCCCAGCGGCCCCAGACCUUCAACAGCAGCGCGUGGGUCAGCCUGUCGGGAAGCAGUGACCCCCACCUCUGCCGAGAUCUGGUUUCUGGGCUCUUCAGCUUCUCCUCCUGCCCUUUCUCCCGAUGCUCUUUCAAUGGGGUCUUCCAGCCCCCAGUGGCUGGGAACUUUAUCGCCUUCUCUGCCUUCUUCUACACGGUGGACUUCCUGCGGACUUUCAUGGGGCUACCCGUGGCCACCCUACAGCAGCUGGAGGCAGCCGCAGUGAACGUCUGCAACCAGACCUGGGCUCAGCUGCAAGCUCGGGUGCCGGGGCAACAGGCCCACCUGGCCGACUACUGCGCCGGGGCCAUGUUCGUGCAGCAGCUGCUGAGUCGCGGCUACGGAUUCGACGAGCGCGCCUUCGGCGGUGUGAUCUUCCAGAAGAAGCUUGUGAGCACCUGUCUGCGUGAGCCCGGCGCUCCUGUGUCCCUGUGCGCUCGAGAGGCUAGGCCCAUACAGGUCCUCUGCCCCAUCGCGGGUGCGGGGAACCUGUCUGGCUCAGGCCUCCGUGCCGCGGCCAUCUGGCUCUGGGCGGGCCCGCUGGGAGUCUGCCUGCGUCUCUGUGUGUCUCCGUGUUCGGGGCUCCUGCGGGUGCGGGCUGGCCCUGAGUGCCCGCCGGCUUCGCUGCCUGUGCGCGUCCCGGGGUCGGGGCCUAGUGCUACUCUGCCUGUCCUCACUCCUUGGGUGGCGCUGGGCACCGGCCUUGUGCGCCAUGGUGGGCGCUGA
Mandrillus leucophaeus (drill) is the source of this 1602-nucleotide messenger RNA. It is a transcript of the gene ENTPD2, whose product is annotated as ectonucleoside triphosphate diphosphohydrolase 2. The transcript has 10 exons. Lineage: Eukaryota; Metazoa; Chordata; Mammalia; Primates; Cercopithecidae. The record is from RefSeq and is a predicted model, not a curated record. Gene Ontology annotation, biological process: nucleoside diphosphate catabolic process. Gene Ontology annotation, molecular function: GDP phosphatase activity; UDP phosphatase activity. The coding region runs from base 1 to 1602 and encodes 533 amino acids. Gene Ontology annotation, cellular component: plasma membrane.